Molecule: messenger RNA, 3365 nt
Organism: Oncorhynchus mykiss (rainbow trout)
Lineage: Eukaryota; Metazoa; Chordata; Actinopteri; Salmoniformes; Salmonidae
Source: RefSeq, a predicted model, not a curated record
CAAUUAACAUUUUUGGGAAGGAAAACCAUUUCACUCAUGUUGUAAAUUAUAGGUCAUAUUUAAUAGAAAUCUGGAAACACUGGGCAUUUACUUGAAUAAGAUGUAGGAUGCAUGGGUCCCUUAACCGAAACCUCACCUGUGCGCCGUUUGCUAUCGAGUUGAUGUCCUCACCAACACUCCGCCCUCGAUUCCUAUUUUCAGGAACUUUCGUGUCAUGUACUUCAACCUCAUCAGGUCCACAGAUGGAUAUUUCUCUGUUAUGUAGCCGCGAAUGGCCUGCGAUGAGACGAUUCGAGAGUCCAACUCCUUCAGCGCUUCAUUAACCAACACCAUCGUGGGUGGAUGAAGAGGAGUUUUUCGUGCCACAGCAGGCGCUUUGCUGGAUUCUAACAAUGAAAUUGACAAAUGUAUCAACCGUAAUCUAACCAAAACUGAUGCUUUUUUUUAGGUAGCAUGAUCAAACGGUUAAUCUCAAAGUUAGGCUAUAUAAAAACGUUCGUUUAAAAACAGCAACUGCAUUCUCAGCCUACACACGUUCAAUGUUAUGCACUUCAAGCAAAGCACGCGGUUUAUCUGAACGGGCGCUGAAAUGUAGGUACCAGUCAAAGCAUUAAAGGUAAACUGAUCAGUCCGAGUAGUGUGAACUCGCUUUUUCUUCUCUCCUCCUUUCCUUCCUUCCAUCCAUUAUUUCCUUUACUGCGCUUAUCAGUUUACCGUCACUGCUCUGGCAUAUUAUUAAACGUGACUCACCAAACAUAAAUUAAAUAUGAAAACCCUUGCAGGGUUUUUAUAGUUAAACAUUGUGCAGCUGUUAAAAACUUAAAACAAAAAGUCGAAGAUAAAUAUUUUUCUCCGAAAGACAAGUUACUUUGUUGGUUUUAGAAAUUGAAUUGCCUGCAAUAAUGAUACAAAAUACAUUUUGUUGAAGACAGGUAGCUUUAGAGCCUAAAAAUAAUUACAGAUAAAUGAUUCUGAAUAUUCAGCCUCCUUGUCCUCUGCAACAUGACAUUAGCCCAUAGUUGUCAUAUGAGACAUCUGUGGUUUUCCUGUGAACAAGCUCCACAUCUGCAUUUCUAUUGAGACAACAGUUAAUCUUUGUCCCAGUCACUACCACCAUCUUCUGUGAAGUCAGACUAACAGUAUGUAUGUAGCUGUCUAAAAAAUGACAUUGUUCAUCCCUGAUAUGGCUGGUCGUCUGUUUUUGCUCAUCCUCCUUUUCGAUACCUUCCAGUACCUCAAAGCCAAAGAUCCUCCUCAGCCCAGUCUAACAGUGAUUCCUGCAUUCAUCAAAGAGAGAGACUCAGUUCAGCUGAACUGUCAGACUUCUCCAUCUGUCUCUGAGUGUUACUUCAAAAUGGCUGGGCAAGUGGAAUUCACCAUUUCAUCACCCUGUCAACAGACACUCACAGGAACACUACUGGUGAGGUGGACAGGUCAGAGUUCACCAGCUGAGGUCAAAAUACAAUGUCAGUACAGUGCUACAGGUUCACAGUUUAGAUCCAUAUACAGUGAGCCUUCAACAGUCACAAUUCAGGACCUUCCCCAGCUGACAGUGAGUUCUACAGUCAUGAGAGAGACAGAAUCAGUUCAGCUGAGUUGUGAGACUCCUCCAUCUCUCCGUGUGUCUCACUGUUACUUCUACAUAGAGGGGAGGAAGAAUCUUCCAGACUCAUCCUGUACUCAGACACUCACAGGAACAGAGCUGCUCAAGAGGGCAGAUCAAACGUUUCCAGAUGUGGUCAAAGUGAAGUGUUACUAUGCUGUAGGGAUGUCUCACAUAUCUCCUUCAAGUAACCCUGUCUCAGUCACUGUUCAGGACCCACCUCCUCCCAGGCUGACAGUCAGUUCUACAGUCAUCAGAGAGAAAGACUCAGUUCGGCUGAGCUGUCAGACUCCCCCAUCUGUCUCUGUGUCUCAGUGUUACUUCUACAUAGAGGGGAGAGAUCCUAAACCCUCAACCUGUACGCGAUCACUCACGGGGACUGAGCUGCUCUCGUGGGCAGGUCAAAGUUCAUCAGCUGAGAUCAAACUGAGAUGUUUUUACACUGUAGAAUCUCACUAUCCAUCGAUGCACAGUGGUUCAGUCUCUGUUACUAUUCUUGGUCCAAAACCAGACAUUACAGUCAAUAUUGAUGAGGACUUCACCAUCAUCUGUUUGAUUUGUGGAUCCGUCAGUCCUGACACCACCUGUAACCUGUAUGUUGGAGAGGAGAGUCAGCCAUCCUUCACAGCAAAGAUCAUGAAGAGAAAAGCUAUCUCAGCAUCCGUACAGCAGUUCUGUCAAUUCACUCCAAAACAUAGUGAUCUGAUCAGUCGUCUACAGUCAGUGAGGCGUAAGGAGGUGAGCUGUGACUACAGAGUGAGCUCAGGACCAAACUCUCUCUCUCCACGCAGUGAUGGACACAGCUUUACAGAUCUGGUGGGAGUUCACAUCAGUGAUCCAACAACUAUACAGACACCUUCUAUAGCAGUGAGUUUGACUCCAGGUCCUAUAUCUACUUUGCCUCCCAGCACAACAGUGAGUCCUACAGAAGUUUCAACGGUUACUUGUACCUUUACCCCAGACACCACACUGAUACCAACUACCAGGUCGACUGUUUGCUGUACUUUGACCACUGACACCCCAGCGAGUCCAACUGAAAGAGGUCAAAGCUCCACAGAAAGUGAAGUGGAAUCAAACAGUCAAGAAAGCAUUCUGGUGGGGCAAUUAUGGCAGGCAGCAGUGGGUGUGGCUUCUGGAGUGGGCGUGUUCCUGGUAGGGUUGACAGCUGUCUGUCUCUGCAGGAGGACCAAGAAAACCAAUUCUCAGAGACCUACAGCCAGACAGGAUGAUCACAGACAAUAUGAUUUGGUGUCUAUGGGAGCGGUGAGCAGCGGAGUCAUGGUGGAUUCAGGAGAUGCUGGAAUCGAUUCUCAGAUCACUUCUGUACUGUACACAUUCAUGCCCUCAGGUUUGUCCCUCAGAACUCAGAACCAUCUGCACGUGCACAGCUACUUUACAUGCUUAAACUUUGGGCCUAACCAUAUCAACCUUAUCAAAACGCAUAUAUGACACUUAAAAUUAAAACACUUAAUUAGAAAAUGAAUGUGUCAGAGCAUCUGGGGAGCGUGAGAAUAGAUCUGUAGAUCUGCAGAUCUGCAGGGGGGUUUGAGUCAUGAGGAGAAGUGUGAAAUGACAUCAAGCCUUGUUACUUGCACUUCUUCUGUUUGGUUGUUACUAACGCAAUAGGGCAAUCUUGACUAAGUAACACACAUGCAAUGUAGACAUGUGAAAUACACAUGAUCCCACCUCAAACACACACUCAUACGUACAUCGUUGUACAAUUCAUUGUAUUAUAUUGUUAUAUUAUGAUAUGUAGCAUUGU